AUGGUGGACUUACCGAACGGAUUUUGGUCUUCCUGCAAUCGGAGCGAGUCCGACUGGUUCAGGUCGAACUGGUCUUCGUCUUUCGAAUCGUCAGUGGCCAAUUCUACAACGUUUUUGGCCAUCUCCUUUAUUUGUUUCUCGUGGUUCAUGUCGAGUCCGUCCCUUGACAACGUCGAAACCGUCAACAACCUCACCGAAAACAACGUGCUUGCCGUCCAACCAAGAGCAUGGAACAGUAGUGAUGAAGAAUUGGGAUCCGUUGGUGUUUGGACCAGCGUUGGCCAUGGAAAGCAAACCUGGCUUGGUGUGCUUGUGCACAAAGUUCUCGUCUGGGAACUUGGAUCCAUAGAUACUCUUACCUCCGGUACCGUUGAAGUUGGUGAAAUCACCACCUUGCAACAUGAAGUCUGGAAUGACUCUGUGGAAGAUGGAGUUCUUGUAACCGAAACCCUUCUCUCCAGUGCACAAAGCUCUGAAGUUUUCAGCGGUUUUUGGAACGUCCUCGUACAAAGAGAAGACGAUCUUUCCCAAUGGUUUGCCUUUCGAGUUAGAACCUUCUUGAACUCCGAAUCAAGCCACCAAAGACUCAAUUCGCGUUCAACUUACCGUCAGCAGCAACUUCGAAGAAUGUCUUGA
Molecule: messenger RNA, 636 nt
Organism: Ogataea philodendri
Lineage: Eukaryota; Fungi; Ascomycota; Pichiomycetes; Pichiales; Pichiaceae
Exons: 3
Coding region: 1-636 (211 amino acids)
Source: RefSeq, a predicted model, not a curated record